AAGCCAAGUAUGUAAAAACCAGCACAACCAAGCUAUUGCCAUAAUCUAUCUUCUCUGAUAUAUACACAACCUCACCUUUGGCUUCAUGGCUGAUAUUGCGAUUCAACAGACGAAGACAACCGAUACCGACGUGUCCUCGGCAUCCGAUGAUGACGCGUUGCUGAAGGAAAUUCUGGCCACACACCAUGAUCACCGUCUAGAUGGCAGCGAGUUUGAUGUCAAACCUAUUCUCCUCAUCGUCGAGGAUGUCGUGCUCCGUUCAACCCCUACCAUCUCCGGCAUUGUUCAUGGAAAUCAAGGACAAAUAUUGGAUGUAUUGGAUGACAAGACCGUUCGUAUCCUUAGGCCUUUGGCAAACACAAUAAACAAAAUUUCCUUCGAGAUAUCAUGCAAGUGUUAUGGAGGAGAAGAUGCGCACAAGGCCACUCUGGCAAUUCUCAAAACACUUUCAAGCUACGCAUGGGAUGCGAAGGCGGCCAUAGCCUUGGCAGCUUUUGCGGUGAACUAUGGCGAAUAUUGGCUAGCUGCUCAAUUUUACCCCACCAACCCACUUGCCAAGUCCAUUGCAUUCCUCAAGCAACUCCCGGACAUACUACAGAUUGCCGACUCUUCGAAUGACAAGUAUGAAGCACUGACUAGCGUCGGCAACCUCAUCAACGCCAUGCUUGAAGUGGCCAGGUGCAUUAUCGAGUUCAAGGAGCCUCCGCUUGAGUACAUUGACCCCGGUGCAAUGUCUAAAGCCAAUGCUCAAAUCAUCCCCAUGGCUGUCUACCGGACUAUUAGGAGUAUUGUGGCUUGUAUAUCAAGAAUUAUGAACCUCGUAGGCUUGGUUCAUGAAGCAUCAACCACGAAGGCUAAUGUUGAGCUCUCUCACUUAGAACACAUACAAAGGGAACUGAAGGGGCAACUGGAUCUUUGUUACGAAUACAUUGAAGAGAAGAAAAUAAUUGAAGCAUGUCAAACACUCGUGUUCCUUUUCGAGAGAAGCACGACGGGACGUGAUAACCUAAAGCCUCUAAAUUUACUGAUUCAAGCCAAGAAGGACCAGCUCAUUCAUUGUCCUACCAGGAAAUCGGCCAACAUUAAUGUAUUGAGAAAAAAGACUGUGUUGCUAUUCAUUUCGACCCUCGAGGUUUCCCGUGUUGAAGAACUCUGGUUUCUGCACCAAAUGUACAAGGAGUCGCGGCAGGACGCAACAACGGGGGAGGGCCAAUACGAGGUGGUGUGGCUGCCGGUGGUGGACAAAUCAACGCCAUGGAAUAACGAAAUGCAAGAGAAAUUUGAGGAAAGACUGGCCUUGCAGCCAUGGUACUCGCUGGCUCACCCUACCUUGCUCGAUCCCCCGGUCAUCAUGUUCAUCAAGGACCAUUGGAAAUUCAACAAGAAGCCAAUCCUUGUGGUGUUAGACCCACUAAAUGGGAAAGUUGUGAACAAUAAUGCAUUCCACAUGAUUUGGAUUUGGGGUAUCGUAUUGGCAUCCCCAUUCACUAGCUCUAGAGAGAAUGAGCUUUGGGAGGAAAAGACCUGGACGAUUGAGUUGUUAGUAGACUCCAUAGAACCUAUCCUUAGUUGGAUCAAUGAUGGGAAGUACAUUUGCUUGUAUGGAGGGGGGAGCAAGGAAUGGAUUUCUGAAUUUACAGAAACUCUGAAUUCGGUUGCGAAAGCGGCCAACAUCAAGUUCGAGACGUUCUACAUGGGGAAAAGCGAGCCAGGGGAUGAAGAUAAGAACAAGAAGAAGCUCAUUGGUGACAAGAAUCUCGGUCAUAUACCUGAAGAUUUCAUCUGGUUCUUUUGGGAGAGGCUGCAGAGCAUGUGGCACUCAAAGAGCAAAUCGGCAAAGCACGAUUCGAUAAUGCAAGAGAUCUCGACGAUGAUCAGCUUCCAUGGCAGUGAGCAAGGAUGGGCUUUGAUCAGUAAAGGCACAUCGGACAUGGCUAAAGGAAAGGGUGACAUUAUGCUGAAGAGUUUAACACAUUAUGAUUUGUGGAAGGAAAGUGUGCCGAGUGUUGGUUUUGUGCCUGCACUCAAUCACCACCUCCUCCAUUCCGGCCUCUACACCGACAUGCAUCACUGCAACCGUAUUAUAUUGCCUGAGAGUGCCGCAAGCCUCCCUGCGGAGAGGGCGGUCUGCGCUGAAUGUGGCCGUCCAAUGGAUACGUACAUCAUGUAUAGCUGUUGCAGCGAUCACUCAAAGCUAGGCAUUAUUAACCAUGCAUGAUGCAAAUUGAGGAUUGAUUAUACAUCAUGCAUGCAUGAAGUCUAAUUAAUUAUUUUAGUUUUAAGAAAGAUUAAUAUUUACUAUAUGUAAUAAAGAUGUCUGUAUUGUGUCUGCAGGGUCGAUCCCUUGCUCUUUGGCUAGCCUAAAAGGCUUAAUGCAUGUGUGUUGUGUUGCUGCGCGCAGUGUAACUAAUAAAUAUUUGUACCAUAUUUCAUUGGUUGGUAAGUACUCUGGUAUUUUAUGCUUUCUCAUAAAA
This is a messenger RNA of Cornus florida, 2474 nucleotides long. RefSeq names its product protein SIEVE ELEMENT OCCLUSION B-like. Bases 86 to 2218 code for a protein of 710 amino acids. The record is from RefSeq and is a predicted model, not a curated record. Gene Ontology annotation, biological process: phloem development. NCBI's taxonomy places the organism in Eukaryota, Viridiplantae, Streptophyta, Magnoliopsida, Cornales, Cornaceae. The transcript is spliced from 7 exons.